AUGCUCACCGUACUUCAUUCCUUGUUAAUUGACCAAAAAUUUCUUUGGUGGUGUAACAACUGCUUAUUUGUUUCCAAAAUUUCAGAAACGGAACAUAUCGCAUGCCAUGACUGUUUGAGUAACAAUCCAUCCUGCAAGGAUAUAUGCCAUGGGAAAUACUGCUACAAGGCGGAAUUCAUCGCCGAUGGUGUUACAACCAUCAAACGUGGUUGUCUCAAUCAAACAGAUGAUGGUUUUCCGGUUCGCGGAUGUGAUGAAGCACCAUCCGAUUUACCUGGUUCCGAUGUGAAAGCUACUGAAAGGAUGUGUAUUUGUCAAUCAGAUCGGUGUAAUAACGCUGCUCACUUGUCUUUUACAUCUGUUGUAUUAGGUUUAUCUGCUCUGUCUAGAUUUUUAAGCGCUUUGUGUUGA
Messenger RNA from Gongylonema pulchrum, 411 nucleotides. The record is from the annotation of a GenBank genome assembly. Lineage: Eukaryota; Metazoa; Nematoda; Chromadorea; Rhabditida; Gongylonematidae.